Messenger RNA from Gongylonema pulchrum, 1710 nucleotides. The record is from the annotation of a GenBank genome assembly. Lineage: Eukaryota; Metazoa; Nematoda; Chromadorea; Rhabditida; Gongylonematidae.
AUGUUACAGAGGAACAAAAUGUACGCUAUUUUGAAGCAUCUGCUUGCUCCUGGAAGAUACUACAUGUUUCGCGUAGCAGCAGUCAGCUUGCAUGGCAGCAAUGGAUUCUCAAAAAGCAGUCAGCCAUUCAAACUCUCGAAAGAGCCGCGAGCGCCGGGACCUCCUCGUGACUUGUCACUGGUUAAUUCAGAAGUGGAUGAGAGAAAUUUCUGGAAGCAGCGCAUCAAAUGGACUCCACCACUGUCUGAGCUACCGGUCAAAAAUUAUCUCCUUUCGUGGCAAAAAUCAUCAGCGAAGCAAGCUGCUGCAUACGAAGAAAUGCUAAAGCGCCGAUCGAGCUUUGAAAAGCAGGAGAAGCGCUCAGCACUGAACGCGGAGGAUGAUGAAAACGAGAGCGAUGAUGGUAUCUUGGAGCGGGAGCGAAUGUCCAUUGUUGUGCCGCCUUAUUACUCGUACGCCACUAUUGAGCAGCUGCAACCUGCAUCUGUUUAUUUGGUCGAAAUUCAUGCAAUUGUGGACUCAUCUGAUGGCGAGCUACACGGAGAAAAAGGAAUAAUAUAUGUAAGGACAGGUGAAAGCAGUGAAAGCGAAACUUCCAUUAACACUACUACCACUUCUGGUGGUAUUACGAGCCCAGUUACGGCGACAGUGCCGACGAUUCAGGAAGGCUCCAAACAGCAGUCUGGAGAUGCGGAAGCAGAAAGUGAUUUUAGAGAUACACGAACAGAUAAUGGUCUGGGAAAACUGGAAAUCAGAACCCCAUAUUUUGAUGAUGACAGCUUGAAGACGGUAGUUAGCUGGUUCUCUGAUGGCUUAUGCAGUGAAUCGCGAACCGAAUAUACCGUAAGUGAAUCGCGAACCGAAUAUACCGUAAGAUGGCGACUGAUGUUAUGCCGUGGUGGAAAAAAUGGACAGCGCCUUACAUAUUACGAUUUGGAUAAAUCAGGUGAAGAUUGGGCCGAAAUGCAAGUGCACGAAUGUGUGGCGGUUCUGGAAGAUCUCGACUUCGCUUGUUCGUACAGCGUGCAGCUCGUUGAUUCGGCCAGCGGAAGGGUGGUAGCAGCGAGUAACUUUGAAACGCAGAGCUGCGAGAAGACUGCGUCAACUGUGGUACUAACCUGCAGCGACCAGCUCUCCUCAUCCAGCGGACUUUUUUGCAUUGUCAAUCCGACAAACAACAGUAGGGUCCAGUGCAGCUGGAAGAACGCCAAAGAUGGCGAGAAAAGCAUGCAGCCUAUUGGGUAUCGGAUCGUUCUAAGUGGAUCAUCUAACGAAGAAAAUAAGAUUGUGAUCACUUCACCGCAAACGACUACUGCGCAAUUCGACAAUUUGCUGCCAGGUCACGAGUACCAUGUCUACGUACAGGCAAUCACGAGCUCAGGCCUCGGUAACACGUUGUCCACCGCAUUCAGGAUAUCCUCAGGCAAGUUGAAUCGAUCGGACUCAUUCUACGAAAAUCGUGGUUCACGUCGAGAUCAUGGUUUAUCACGUAUAACGAGCAUGAUUACGGAUCGAAAUGCCGCUGUUCAAUCGGCAUCUGGACGUGAAAGGUCGGAUGGCUCGUUAUACAACAAUGAAAGGUUGCCAGGUUUGACGGUGCUGGAGUUGCCUCUCGAAAGCGCUGCUUCCAGCGUUGUUAGGUGGAUGGCCUCAUACUGUGUUGGUGUUAUUAUUGUAUUUAGGCAUUUCUUUGUUGAUUGUUUGUUGUAA